GACGUGAGCUCUUUGUCGAUGGAGCCGCCUUCCCCGGAGCCACCGGCAGCGCAUCCUCCGAGCAUGCGGUGCCCCCCGCUCCGCCGCCCUCCCUCCCGCUCCGCCGCCGCUCUAGAGCCCCGCGGGGCCAUGGGCAGCGCUGCCCGCUGAGCCAGGCACGGGGAUGGGGCGGCGGGCGGCGGGCGGCGGCCGGAGCGGGGCGGCCGCGCUGCUGCUGGCCGCGAUGAUCGCCCUGCUGCCCGGCGCACAGGCGGGUAUCGGGCAACAGCGUGUCAACGUUGCUCCUUCCACGGGAUCUUUUCCUAAUUGGAGAUCUAUACUGUCACCAACACGGCCUUCCACAGGAACUAAGACUUCCUCAAUAGCUGAUAUUUCCAUGGGACAGUCUUUGGAGAAUGCAAACUUGCUUCAGAUGAUAAAAACAACACUGACUGGCACACGUACCAGGACUUUGGAUCAAACACAUCUGUUGCCCAGCCUUUAUCAAGGCAGUGGAAAUAGUGCAUCCCAGGAACCUGCUGAAGUUUCAGCUGAGUCUCCUCUGAGAUCAUCGUCUCAAGAUGCAGAUGAAACAGCUGCUGUAUCAGGUUUGCCUCAGCUUGUGUUAUCUGGAGUAUCUUCUGGUGCAAUACCUACACUAGGAGCUUCAGAAGCAAAACCACUAACAAGAAAAUCAUCUCCAGCUUCACCAGUGCCAGCUUCUUCCUUCUUUUCUCUAGGCACUGAAAACACACCUUUGCCAUCUGUGAUGGCUUUAAGCACACCAAAACUAACAAAAAAUUACACUGCCACCAAAUCAGCAUUGGAUCUGAACUCAGUAGAAAUACACACAGAUUUUCCUUUUGCAACAAGAAGCACAACUGUGGACAGGACAGCUACGGUUGUAGCCCCUAAAAGCAGCACAGUCACAGCUUUUACACUUGCACCCACAGCACAUGUACCAAGGCAGAUAGAAACAACAGUAACUGAUACUCAGAAAUUCCCAAGCUCAGAAAUCACCAAAACAUCAACCACGUAUCCACUGACAAUUACAGCAGCUUUGACAUCUAUUACAGCAUCAGCGAAAACAACUAGGCUUCCCCCUACUCCAGUGGAAAACACCUCUGCUCCUUCUGAAACCACAGCAGCAGCCGCUUUCGCUAACAUGACAGCAGCUCCUCCCUUGGAUUGCCGGCUCUCCAGGAACCUUAUGGUUAAAACGGUUCUCUUUUUGAAUACAAGGAGGAUGCUGCUCAGCAAUUCCUUCAAGGAAGGCGUGAGAAGAGGACUCAACCAAGUGCUGAGACAAGCUUUCAACCAGAACGUCAGUGCUCAGAUUGAAAUCCUGGAGCAAUCAAAUAAUCUAACAGUCGGUUAUUACGUUACACGAGGAAGACUGGUUUUUAUGCCAGCUGCUGUAAUUGAAAGGCUUCUUGCAUAUGGCAUCAGCAAUGCCACAGCAGACAUAAAGCAGCAUGUACCACAUCUCCAAUCUGUGGCAGCCCUGGCCUUGCCAUGGAAGCCCCUUCCCGCAUACCACUUCCAGCUGAAAACAGAGCUGCAGUUUGUGGGUCAAACAGACAAUAUACAGUCGUGCAAAUUUGUUCAGACCAUGGAGCAACGGUUACAGAGAGCAUUUCAGGAUGCUGAAAGAAAGGUCUUAAACACCAGCAACAACUUAACAGUUCAGAUUUUAAACACCUCCAAUGUCUCCCAAGCUGUCACUCUGUUUUAUGUAGUGAACAAUCAAAGCACAACUUUAAAUGGCACUAUUUCCAGCAACCUUCUUAAUCAGCUGUCUGCUGAGCUGGUGGGUUUCUAUCUAACCUACCCGCCUCUCACCAUUGCAGAAUCUUUGGAGUAUCCAAACCUUGACGUCUCAGAAUCAACUAGAGACUACUGGGUGAUAACAGUUAUUCAAGGGGUUGAUAUUGCAUUACUGGGAUUGAACAAUCAGAGCUUUGCAAGAUUAAUGGAGCAGCGAUUGGCCCCACUGUUUAUGAUGUCCCACCAGCAAGGAAGACGAUUCAAGCGUGCCACUACUGUGGGCAGCUACACUGUGCAGAUGGUAAAAAUCCAACGCAUUCCAGGACCUAAGGAGCCGGCGGAACUCACAUACUAUACUUUAUACAACGGGAAGCCUUUGUUGGGCACUGCAGCUGCCAAAAUUUUGAGUACCGUUGACUCCCAGCGGAUGGCCUUGACACUAGGUUACGUUAUUCAAGUUCAAGCUGAUCCUGUGGUGAAGAACCCCCCGAACAACCUGUGGAUCAUAGCAGCAGUGCUGGCCCCCAUUGCUGUGGUUACGGUUAUCAUCAUCAUCAUCACAGCAGUUCUGUGCAGAAAGAACAAGAAUGACUUCAAACCAGACACCAUGAUGAACAUGCCUCAGAGAGCUAAACCAGUACAAGGUUUUGACUAUGCCAAGCAACACUUAGGUCAGCAGGGAGCUGAAGAUGAAGUUUUACCUGUAACUCAGGAGACUGUCGUGCUUCCACUUCCAGUUAGAGAUGCCCCUGCCUCCCAGGAGAGAGAAAUUACUCAGGAUGGGAGCACCAUCAAAACUGCCCAAUCCAAUGAAACAAGGAAAAGCCGGUCCCCGAGUCAGAACGGCUCCAUCAUCAGCAAUGGGUCGGGAAAGCCCAGCUCCAGCCGGAGCUCCCUCCAGAAAGUAAUGGCACCGCAAAAAGUGACAAAAGAUGAAGCAAGGAAAAGAAAUGUGCCCAUAAGUGAUGAAGAGGAAGGAGGCAUUCUCUUUGAUAACAUUGCCAAAUCUGCCAUUGACCCCUUCGACACCUCUUCUGGAUCAGUACAGCUGAUAGCUAUAAAGCCCGUCGCGCUGCCUGCUGUUCAUGCUGCAUCAGAUCGGAGCCAGGAAUCUGCUAUCAUCAAUGGAGAGGUGAACAAGGCUUUGAAGCAGAAGUCCGAUAUAGAACAUUACCGCAACAAGCUGCGCUUGAAAGCCAAGAGGAAGGGGUACUAUGAUUUCCCACAGGUUGAUAACAACAAGGGUCUGACAGAGAGAAAAAGGAUGUAUGAAAAAAACCAGAAAGAACUCGACCACAUUUUGGAUCCAGAUGCAGAUGUCUCGUCUCCAUUUGCUGAGCCUAAGAGCAGACAACCGAUGAAGAGCUCUGUAUACAGAAGUAGGCAGUCUUUGAACAGUCCUAGCCCAGGAGAAACUGAGAUGGAUCUUCUAGUGACUCGAGAAAGACCUAGACGUGGAAUCCGUAACAGUGGAUAUGAUACUGAGCCUGAAAUUAUAGAAGAAACAAAUGUUGACCGUGUCAACGAGCCUCGGAGUUACGUCAGGUCCCGUCAGGCCAAAGGCCACUCGGAGACCUCAACUUUAAGUUCUCAGCCCUCCAUUGAUGAGGUUCGACAGCAGAUGCAUAUGCUCUUGGAAGAGGCUUUCAGCCUGGCCUCUGCGGGCCAUGGAGGACAGAGCAGGCAGGAGGCGUACAGCUCAGCACCGCACUUGCCCUACUCGGAGGUUGUGACCAGUGCUCCUGGUACCAUGACCCGAUCUAGAGGGGGGGUACAGUGGGUACCCACAUACAGACCAGAAAUGUAUCAGUACAGUUUACCAAGACCAGCUUACAGAUUUUCUCAGCUUCCUGAGAUGGUAAUGGGUUCUCCUCCUCCUCCUGUCCCUCCCAGAACAGGUCCUGUGGCUGUUGCCUCUCUCAGGAGGUCUACAUCAGAUAUUGGCAGCAAAGUGAGAAUACCUGAGUCCAGUGGGGCAGAUCAGGCUCAACAUCAUGACCAGACAUCUUUUGCACCUGGUUCGAGAGCGCCGAUGUCUGUUGGCCCACUUGAUCAGUCAGCUUUUCACUCAGGAAAUACCGUACCAGCAGUGUUUGCCAUACCAGCAGCAAACCGACCUGGCUUUACAGGCUAUUUUAUCCCAACACCACCAACUGCAUACAGGAACCAAGCCUGGAUGCCCUAUGCUGGAGAGAAUGAAUUACCAGGGCAGUGGGCAGACUCAGUACCACUACCUGGAUACAUCGAGGCUUAUCCCAGGCCCCGCUACCAACAUAAUUCUCCUUCGCGACUUCCUCGCCAGUACAGCCAGCAAGCAAGCAUGCACCCCAGCCUGGAACAAGCUCCUUUGCCAUCCACUGCAGCUUCUCAGCAGAGCCUAACAGAAAAUGACCCAUCUGAUGCUCCUCUCACCAAUAUUUCUACAGCUGCCCUCGUAAAGGCAAUAAGAGAAGAAGUUGCUAAACUGGCCAAGAAGCAAACAGAUAUGUUUGAAUUUCAGGUCUAAUACCUUUCGUGCAUAGUGCUUGUUGUAUGAUGCAACCUGGGGUAGCCAAGAAAACAACUCUUUUAGUUUCCGGUUACAAACUUGAUGUGAGUUGUGCCAAAGUGAUGGCGUUUUUCUGUCUGAAAAGUCAACACUAUGAAAUGGCUUAAAAUGGAGCAACAGGACUGAAGACAUGUAAUUCUGCUUGCCAGCUAAGGAAAUUCUGCUGGGUAACUGUUUAAUACAGAUAAGAUUGAUCAUAUGCAAUUGUUUGUCACUUGGCUCUUGUACUAUGACCCAUCAUCACCAGAGAUGCUGCUGAACGUGUCUGUGCACCAUGAUGUUUCAUUUGCAGGCCCAGAGGUAGAACUGCUGAAAGUAACAUCUGCAUGUCAAAACUUUGAUUAAAGAAGAAAAUACAGUAGAACAUGGUUAGCUGAAGGCCACAGUAGGUGGGGCAGUGGCUGUGAUAAUUGUUUCCUGCAAGACAUUGUAUAAGGGAUGCUGAUUUCAGCAAUGCAGAGUCAUUCAACCUUUUCAUUAUAGAGACUGUAUUCAAACCGAAAGAAUUUGAGAUGAGUAAGUAAUACAAAUAAAUGUCCUGUAAAUAGCCCCAGUUCUCCUCAUCCUAUCAACAGUACAAAGAAAUGAAAGAAGAGAAGACUGUGAAGAAGGUGAAUGAUAGAAGUGAUGAUAUUUUGAUAAGCAGUGGCUACCUUGUCCCUUAUGAGUUAUAAAGGAGGAUUUUUUUGGUGUGAGAGAAUACAGUGCACAGAAAUCCAACAAAGGAUAUCGGUGCUAGAAGCUUCCAGAAGAAAUGAAAAAGGGUUAUUCACGUUUGCUUUAUAUUCGGGCUUUUCAUUCUGAAUGCAUGUGAAGCUGGUAAACCUGAGACCUUUGAGCAAGUCUUUCCAACCUGGAAUAAUGAAUAUACCUGCUUGGACAAGAAAACCUCUGUUUUACACAGUACUUUUUUUCUCUUUCUUUAACAAUGAUAUCUACUCAAGUGAUGCCAGAAAGUGCUACCCGAAGCUGCAGCUGAUUUUGAUUACACUGGAACAGUGAAUGCACACCCAGGAAGUUCUGAAUGUAGAGGACCUGAUUAUUAACAUGUAAAUAAGUAAACGGUUACAUGAAUUAACAAAAAUAAUAAUGGUCUGUGAAACAUUUCCAGAAAUUAUGCUGACUUAAUAUUGUGCAAGAUAAAGGUCACUACUCAUUAAACUGCAUUGUUGUAUGAGUUCAAUCCGAAAAAGAAAUCGGACUAGUUCAAUGGGACAAUAGUUCAUCUGUUGCAGUUGUACAAAACAAUUGGAGAUCAUGAACACUUGCUUUCAGUUCCUUUGGCAACCAGCUUCAGGAACUGAAGUUGUCGCAAAAUUUCUUGUGUUGGGCAUGUUUGAUGUCAACUGGAGUUAAUGUCCUUCAUUUGAGUAAGUUAUUUAGUUACCCUUAAUUGCUUAUGCUCUUUUUUCUGAUCAUUUCAUUUCCCCGAGUUUCUUUGGUCUUUACUGAGGUGAGAAAGGGAACUUGGUUUAGCUUUUUGGCCACCAAUAAAAUAAGAAGAGUAGGAGAGAGGAAACUAGAGUAGGGGAUAGAAGAAGAAAUUGAUGAAGCACAAACUUUUAAAGCAGAGCUAUUUUUUCCCAAAUAAUUAUAUUAUAAUCCCUGUUUGAGACUGUGAUACCUAGUUAUCCUAGAAUAUGCAGAUAUCUUCUGCUCUAACAUCUUAAAUAUUGCAGAAGCUUUUGGAAUGCUAGCUAGUCUUUAAACAAAUGUGAAAUUUCAUUUUUUUUAUUUAAAAGUUAAAUAUAAAUAAAAUGUAUUUUUGUAAUUUCUAUGUAUAUAUGUGCUGUAUAUUUAUAUGUGACUACUCUGCUAUAGUCAGAAAAUUUCCAUAAACCACGUGCAAAGAAAAAAAAAACCAAACCAAAAAACCCCCCAACCUAGUAAUUUUAAUGAUCAGUAUAAACAUGCUAUGUCUGGAGUACACAAAUACACAUUUGGGUAACUUGGAUACUAAACAACCAAAGAAACUCAAUCUUUCAUAUAAAUAUAAAUCUAAAGACAGACUGCUGUCUCAGUUACUUGCCAGCUAACUAAUACUGGUCUUAUCAGUGUAAUACAACAUCCAAAUGUCUUUUUGACUUGAAUUAAUAGCUGCCUAAGAAUAUCACACUUAAAAGAACCAACUUAAAAAUACUGGGCCAAAUUCAGUGUGACAUAAAAAGACUAAUUCUGGUUUCAGUGGGAACUUUACUUGGUGACAGCAAGGCUGAGUUUCUUCUCUACUGUUUUGUCUAUACGUGCAAGUUUCACUAGAAUCACAACAUUCUGCUUAUUUUUCAAGCAUUUAACCAUUUUGCAGAGUUAUCCUAAAGCUGCAAGUAUGGAAGCAGCAGCAGUAGUCACGUGUAUGGGAUUGCUAAAGCCAUAUAGCUGGGAAGGGUGAUGUUAUGAUAUACUCCUGAAAAGGUCGCAGGAAGUAGGAUGUACUGGAUUUAAACAGCAUCUUUGGGACACUUUAGCUCUGUUUCUAAUCUGUGCCCAGUCCUAAAUUAGAACAAUUUAGUAGUUCUACUGAUAAAUAUGUGAGGGUAAAGCUUCAUAAAUCUUAUAUGAUGACACAUAUAUCUUGCCAUACUGGAAAUUAAAAGUAGAUGUACUGGGUUUGAAUGCCUAUGUGCAAAUAAAAUGAACAAAUAGAAAAACCUCAAAUAUAAAUAUCUGAAUAACCUUCUAGAAAGAAAAAACAUUUCAGUAAAGUUAAACAAAGUACUCUUCAAUACUACUGGGGAAGACCUGUUGGAUUUAAAAAUUAAUUUUGUUUGGUAUUCAUGAUGUGCAGUCUAUUGAAUAUUCCUUCAGCCAUCACUCUGAAACCAUUGUGGUGCACUUUAUUCACAAAGAUAUUUUACAUUCUUCAUUCAUAAUGGCUUUUUAUCAUGUUUGUAAUGUUUCUGCAUUUUUUUUUAAGUACAAAGUAAGAUUGUAUCAAGACAGUAAGGACAUUCCUGGGAAAGAAAAAUCAAGCUGUAAUAUUUAUACUGUCUGAGCACAAAGCAAUGAUAAAGUGAAAAUAUAGUUUACAAAUUAUUUGUAAUAUAAUAAACAUUUUGUAUGGCUACAAUUACAAUAUAGUUUUUCAAUAUUGAUUUCAAAGGAAGUAUAUGUAUGUUUAAAGUUAUAACCUCAUAAAAAUAUAUUCAUGCCAUUUUUUCUGAUAAAGACUUAGUCAUUAAGGUUUUUCUACUAAAUGUCCCAAUUUUCUUUAAAAUCAUGUUGAAUGUCUAGGUGAAAACAUUGUUUUCUGUGUGCAAAAAUGUUGAUAUUCUGACGACUAUUUGUUUUCAGACUUGUAUAUCAUCAGUAGAAACAUCUGCAAAUGAAGUGCAUGUAAAAUCACUUCUAAGUAUGUGUGUGAUGACAACACUCAGUAGGAAGCCUUUCCUGUAACAGAUUCUUCACUUUUCUACAGAGAUGUAAUAUCAAUAAAUUGUCUCACUUCCCAUGCAACAGAUAUCAAUUCUGAUGAAAUGGACUUUUCUUAUGUCUUUGGACUAUGGUAAGGACCACUCUGCAUGAUUACAGAUAUCCGUGUUACCUUUGUUGCUCACAGCUUGAAUCAACUAAAUAGUAAUGGCUGUGUCUGUGAAAAUUGCUCAGAAUUUGGUUUGGCUGUAAAUGGGAAAAUUAGUUUUCUGAAGCCAGUCAGAGCUGCAAAAUUUAGAGUGAUCUGUAAAUCCAAGUGUAGGGAUUAAACAGAAAGUGGAGGAAAAGUAUUAAUUAAAAUUUUAGUAUGCAAUCCGAAAGGAAAUCUCCAAGAACUGGUUCCUUUUGCAAUUAGAGAUGUAAAACCAUACUAUUGGUAGAAGUUUACAUAUUACUGGAAAGAAGGCAUUUAUAGUGUUCUGAGUCAUUACCAAAUGACUGUGUUUUUACUCUGAACCGUAGGGUAAUUCUAGAAAUGAAGCUUACAAGUGCAUAGAAUAGUUUCUUUCAUGUUAGUGGCUAUAGCUUAGUUGUACAUGUUUUUUCUUGGCAAUUUUGCACAUUAAAUAAAGUAUGUCUUAAAAUG
This is a messenger RNA of Cuculus canorus (common cuckoo), 8309 nucleotides long. RefSeq names its product KIAA1549 like. The record is from RefSeq and is a predicted model, not a curated record. The transcript is spliced from 22 exons. Lineage: Eukaryota; Metazoa; Chordata; Aves; Cuculiformes; Cuculidae. The coding region runs from base 164 to 4252 and encodes 1362 amino acids.